AUGAAAAUACCAUUGCAACUAUUCUCUAAUAAUAAAAUAAGAAUAAGAUUAAGUGAUGAAGAAGCCAUUGACUAUGCGUUUGUUGAUAGCGAUAAUGAAAACUCAAAAAAAUGCAGUCAUUAUAAAAUUCUCAAAAGCAUUGAUCGUAAAAAUAGUGAACAAAUUCAAUAA
This is a messenger RNA of Pneumocystis carinii B80, 171 nucleotides long. RefSeq lists its product as hypothetical. The record is from RefSeq and is a predicted model, not a curated record. Lineage: Eukaryota; Fungi; Ascomycota; Pneumocystomycetes; Pneumocystales; Pneumocystaceae. The transcript has 2 exons. Bases 1 to 171 code for a protein of 56 amino acids.